AUGGAGACCGUUGAUACCUCAAAGCGUCUCGCGCACCUGCGCGCCUUGAUGAAAAAGCACGCGGUGGAUGUGUACAUUGUCCCAUCGGAGGACAGCCAUCAAUCUGAGUACAUUGCUCCGUGCGAUGCGCGGCGAGCGUUUAUCUGCGGCUUUUCUGGUUCAGCUGGCACAGCUGUCAUCACGCAGGAUAAGGCAGCGUUAGCAACAGAUGGGAGAUACUUUAACCAAGCUUCGAAGCAGCUGGACGCAAACUGGCAGCUAUUGAAACAAGGCCUGGAAGAUGUACCGACCUGGCAAGAGUGGACGACGGAGCAAGCCGAAGGUGGAAAGACCGUGGGUGUUGACCCGACCGUUAUCACAGCGAUAGAAGCUCGCAAGCUCAGCGAAACGCUGAAAAAGAAGGCGAAUGCCAGCCUGGUGGGAGUGAAGGAAAACCUGGUAGAUCACAUCUGGACUGAGCGCCCGGCCAGGCCGACGGAGAAGGUUAUCGUUCUCUCUGAGAAAUAUGCUGGCAAGUCAUUCAAGGAUAAGCUUGCGGAACUGCGAAAGGAGAUUGGGAAAAAGAAGGCCGCAGGGAUGGUAGUGUCGAUGCUGGAUGAGAUCGCCUGGCUCUUCAACCUUCGAGGCAACGACAUUCCCUACAACCCAGUCUUCUUCUCAUAUGCCGCUGUAACGCCGAAGACUGCUACGCUCUAUGUCGACUCGACCAAAAUGAGCUCCGAGGCUCUGGACUAUCUGGGAGAUGCUGUCGCCAUCAAGCCGUAUGAUGCCCUUUUCUCCGACCUCAACGCCAUCAGUGAGAACGCUGUUGCCGAAGCUCAAGAGAACGGCGAGACUGAGAUCAAGGUGAAACCGAAGAAGCUGUUGCUUUCCAACAAGUCCUCGUGGGCGCUCAGCCUGGGACUCGGGGGUGAGGAGAAAGUCGAGGAAUCACGGAGCCCCAUCUCUGACGCGAAGGCUAUCAAAAAUGAGACCGAGCUUGAAGGUAUGCGACAAUGCCAUAUUCGAGACGGGGCUGCCUUGAUUGAAUAUUUUGCAUGGCUGGAGGAUUCGCUUGUGAAUCGACAGGCUCAGAUUGAUGAGGUCCAGGGGGCAGAAAAGCUCGAACAGAUACGAUCCAAGGGCGAGCAUUUCGUUGGUCUCUCAUUCGACACCAUCUCAUCAACUGGUCCCAACGCUGCCGUCAUCCACUACAAGCCAGAACCAGGAAACUGUUCCGUGAUUGACCCGAAAGCAGUAUAUUUGUGCGACUCUGGGGCUCAAUAUUUCGACGGCACAACCGACACCACGCGUACACUUCACUUUGGAACGCCUACACAAAUGGAGAUCAAGUCUUACACCCUUGUCCUGAAAGGAGUAAUUGCACUCGACCGUGCCGUCUUCCCAAAAGGCACGACAGGAUUUGCCAUUGAUGCAUUUGCGCGCCAACACCUGUGGCGAGAGGGUCUUGAUUAUCGGCACGGAACGGGUCACGGCGUCGGAUCGUUCUUGAACGUUCAUGAAGGUCCUAUUGGUAUCGGCACAAGGUCCGCCUACUCGGAGGUAUCCUUGAGCAUCGGCAACGUCAUUUCAGACGAGCCCGGAUACUACGAAGACGGCAACUUUGGCAUUCGGAUAGAGAACAUGAUCAUGGCGCAGGAAGCAAAGACCAACCAUAAAUUUGGCGACAAGCCAUGGAUCGGAUUCGAGCACGUUACGAUGGUACCGAUGUGCAGGAAGCUCAUUGACCCAUUGUUGCUCGAUCCCGAAGAGCGAGACUGGUUGAACAAUUACCAUAAAGAGGUGUGGGACAAGACCAGCCCGUUCUUCCAAAACGAUGACAGAACCACUACCUGGCUGCAGCGAGAAACAGCCAUCAUCUGA
This is a messenger RNA of Cyphellophora europaea CBS 101466, 1863 nucleotides long. RefSeq lists its product as uncharacterized. The record is from RefSeq and is a predicted model, not a curated record. The transcript has 2 exons. Gene Ontology annotation, molecular function: metalloaminopeptidase activity. NCBI's taxonomy places the organism in Eukaryota, Fungi, Ascomycota, Eurotiomycetes, Chaetothyriales, Cyphellophoraceae. The coding region runs from base 1 to 1863 and encodes 620 amino acids.